Messenger RNA from Fusarium mangiferae, 960 nucleotides. RefSeq lists its product as uncharacterized. The transcript is spliced from 2 exons. NCBI's taxonomy places the organism in Eukaryota, Fungi, Ascomycota, Sordariomycetes, Hypocreales, Nectriaceae. The record is from RefSeq and is a predicted model, not a curated record. Bases 1 to 960 code for a protein of 319 amino acids. Gene Ontology annotation, molecular function: oxidoreductase activity.
AUGCCUCAAUUCGUCAGCACACAGUGCCUCGAGCCUCAUUUCCUUCGCAAUGUCCUAGAUGUUCUGAUCAUUGGGACGCGGACGCCUGGUCUCUCUGCGGCCAUGGCUCUUGGUCGUGCGCGAAGGAGUGCCAUCGUUUUCGAUGUCGACGAUUGUGGAGGCAGACUCCAUGAGACUUCAAGCCAAAGGAUCUCAAAAUCGGUCCAGGAAGAGACUGUAGCUGAGAUCAAAGCCAAAUUCAAGACAAUCAUGUUUGGCCGCGCAACAGCUGCGUCUGUUCGCAAGAAGGGCAUGAUCUUCGAAGUGGAAGACGUUACAGGUCAGUGUUGGAAGGGAAGAAAGGUGAUAUUGGCCAUGGCUAGCCGCGAUAGUCUUCCAGAUAUCCCAGGAUACGAAGAAGCUUGGGGGAAGAACAUUUUCGAUGUUUCGCAAUGCCUCGAUAUUAGUAAAAGGGCUACUCCGCAUGCUGCUGUGCUCGUCACAUCCGACUCUUCGAGUUCUAUUGAGGCAGCGGUGCUGUCGGCUCAUCUCACCCGGCAGUUCAGUCCCGAUAUAACAUUCCUUACCAACGGCCUUUCACAUGUUGAGUACCAUCCGCACAUAAUAGGGGCAAACAACGCUGGCUUCAAAAUAGAUAACAGGCCCAUCACAUCAUUGGAGAGUUCGAAAACUUCGGUCGUUGUCCAGUUCGCCGAUGGGGCAGAAUCAGUGUACGGCUUGCUUGCGCAUAAGCCCAGAACGGUUAUCAACGGGCCCUUUUCAGAACAAUUAGAUCUGGAAAUGACAUCUGAAGGGAGAAUUUUAGUAGAAAAUGAGUUUCAAGAGACAAGCACGCGUGGGAUUUUCGCGGUUGGUGACAGUGCCAGCUUUCUCAACGAAGAGAGCGCUGGGGCUAGUGCUGGAUGGGUGGCUGGGGUUGGUGCAAACUUGCAAAUUGCCGAGGAUGAUAUGAUUAUGUAG